CCGUUACUGCAGGCCCUGUGAACUUUGACUGGAUGUAAACAAUUGCUACAUAGUAAGGCAGGGAAGGUUCGAAGGUUGUGAACUUGCUCAAGGAGAAAGGAUAAGAGAUCGCAGUCUGCAAUUCUGCAACAGUCUGAGAGAAGUCGCUCCUUCAUGCUUUUUUGGUGACGCAGCACUCCCUCUACUCAUCCUUCAACAUGAAUUUCCUGUUGGAGACGCUUAUGGUCCUCGGAAUGACCCUGUACUACAACCUGGAGACCCUCUUUCGGUUGAUUGUCCCCCAGCGCCGGAAAAGUGUGGCAGGCGAAACGGUCCUUAUCACCGGAGCUGGGAGCGGCCUUGGCCGUGGACUGGCACUGGAGUUUGGCAAGCUGGGUGCCAGACUAGUAUUGUGGGACAUCAACCAGGAUGGCAUCAAAGAGACAGCUCGCCUGGUCAUGGAGCGCCACAACGCCAGGGCCAACACUUACGUGUGUGACUGCGGUGACAGAGAUGAGGUCUACCGGGUGGCUGAUCAGGUUAAACGAGAAGUGGGUGAUGUGACAAUUCUGAUCAAUAAUGCGGGUAUCGUGACGGGGAAGAAAUUCCUGGACUCUCCAGAUGCCCUAAUUGAAAAGACUAUGGCGGUCAACACCAUGGCACACUUCUGGAUGUACAAGGCGUUUCUCCCAGCGAUGAUUGCAGGUAAUCAUGGUCAUGUGGUUAGCAUCGCAAGCUCUGCUGGACUCAUUGGUGUUAACGCACUUGCAGACUACUGUGCCAGUAAGUUUGGUGCCGUUGGCUUCGCAGAGUCCAUGGCUCUGGAGCUGCUUGCCAUUGGGGCUGAACAAGUGAAGACGACCAUCGUAUGUCCCUUCUUCAUCAACACAGGCAUGUUUGAUGGAGCCACAACAAAGUGGCCCAGGCUGAUGCCCAUCCUUGAGCAGGACUACGCAUGCCGCAAGAUCACAGAUGCCAUCCUCAGGGAUCAGGUGUACCUGUAUAUGCCCCGAAGCGUCUACCUCGUCAUCGCACUCAAGAACAUUUUGCCUAUAAAGAUUGGAGUCCUGCUGGGACAGUAUCUGGGAGCGUUUGAGUUCAUGGCACAGUUUAAAGGCCGUGCCAAGAAGAGCCAGUGACCCUGAAGGAAAAGCGCUUAUCACUUAAAGAAGGACCACGCAAAGAAGGACCACGUGAAGACUGACGGGACUGUGAAGGAACUGCCCAGUUUAUAAUCGCUGUACUGCUAAUGUUUUAAUAUUUUUUAAAAAACAAAAUAAUGUCUACAAAUAUAACAAUUUCUACAAAUAUAACAAUUUCCAUAUGUUAUUUGAAUGUUGGUGCGUGUGCGUGCAUGCACUUUUUUUGAAGUGAUUUUCAAUUCAGAAUUGUAUGCAGACCAAUUGAAGAGAGGUUAUUAUGCAACUUCAAGCACUUCAUGUUCAGUUAAUUUUACCUAGUCUCAUAUUACAUGGACACACAUGUUCCCUUCUGCUCACCCUGUGCAUGUUUUCUACUCAGCUAGCUGAUAAAUAUGUAAGCAGUGUUAUAGUGCAGACUUCACGUCAGAGGCAGCAAGGACAAUGCUCAGAUUUUGCUGGCAUGAAAUUCAGUCCAGAAAAUGGGGUCUGUCAAGUCUUCAUUUGUUUUUUUAAUUUUUCAGGGAAGCUUCUGACUGAAGAUAAGCUAACUUUAAUUGUUGCAUAGUGUUCCUUUAAAUAUCAUAAUCAUAAGCAUUUCAACAGCAUCAUGUUCAUCAGUAAUCAACUUACACAAUAAUACAGUACUGCGUUAUGACUCAUUUUCACACUAUGAAUGUUUUUUUUUAAUUGAAUGUUCUGUACAAACCAUUUACGUCCUCAUAAAACAUUUUCAUGAAAUCA
This is a messenger RNA of Engraulis encrasicolus (European anchovy), 1862 nucleotides long. RefSeq names its product short chain dehydrogenase/reductase family 16C, member 5b (gene sdr16c5b). Bases 198 to 1118 code for a protein of 306 amino acids. The transcript has 7 exons. Gene Ontology annotation, molecular function: oxidoreductase activity, acting on the CH-OH group of donors, NAD or NADP as acceptor. Gene Ontology annotation, cellular component: lipid droplet. The record is from RefSeq and is a predicted model, not a curated record. NCBI's taxonomy places the organism in Eukaryota, Metazoa, Chordata, Actinopteri, Clupeiformes, Engraulidae.